Molecule: messenger RNA, 1052 nt
Organism: Spinacia oleracea (spinach)
Lineage: Eukaryota; Viridiplantae; Streptophyta; Magnoliopsida; Caryophyllales; Amaranthaceae
Exons: 4
Coding region: 97-1032 (311 amino acids)
Source: RefSeq, a predicted model, not a curated record
UCCUUCUGUAUGCUAGUGCACUGAUUUGCUGCUGCGCGCACAUUUUGUAACCACCCUUCUGUAUGUUUUACUUGAUGCAGGAACAACAUAGGUACGAUGAAUGAAAACCAAAUUGUUGUUAGGCAUGAAUCAGAAGGUGGCAAGACUCCCACAACGGGUGACGAAUCACAAGAUGUUAGUACGAUUACAAAGACCAUUAAAGGCCGUGGUCCGUCAAAAGGUGUUAAAGUCGCUAAGCCUAUGUUCCUUGAGUAUAAUGUAUAUAAUGUCCCCGAUGGACAAUGGUCUCAUGAAUACGGGAAGCAAGUUGGGAGUUGUGCUACUAGAAUUAAUAUUAACGUCCCAUUAUAUCCAAAGGUAGAUGAGCAAACCAAGAAGGGGUUUUGGGAGGAGACUAAGCUUAUGUUCCACAUUACUGAUGAUUCUAAUCAUUCGAGGGAGAAAUAUUUUCAUUCUUGUGUGGCGAAACGAUUUAGUUGUUUCAAGAGCAAGUUGGUGCGCCGAUGGAUAACUAUGAAGGAAAAGAAGCCAAAAAAUCAAACAAACAAGAUGCCUUGGGAUGUCUACAACCAUAUCACAGAGGAUGAUUGGAAGACUUUUGUUAAACAUUAUUUCCUGCCAGAGUCAUUGCUUCGUAGUGAAAAGGCGAGGAAAAGUGCAUCAUGCAACAAGAACCCACAUCGCACCGGCCAAAAGGGUUAUAAUAGAAAGCGACUAGAUUGGAUAAAGGAUGGACGACUUCCACCAGAUGCAGCUUUACCUAUCUCGAGUACCUCCUCGGUGAACUCAUCAGUGACCUCAAAUGUUAAUAGAGUUAGAAAAUACAGAUCAAAGGAGUGGAUUUUGGCCCAUCAAGUACAAAAUAAAGAGGGAAAGUGGGAAAUUGACCCGAACGAUACAGAAGUUGUUGAAAUCGCAACAAAAGCUUUAGAGUACAUCGCAGAAGAGGAAAAAGGAAAUCUUUCUUUCGAACAGGGUGAGGAUGCCCUCACUAAAGCUAUAGGGAAAAAAGAUCAUCGUGGGCGUGUCUAGGGAACAGGUGGCAUGGUUGG